AUGUCCCUCUCAGCAGUGAUGACUGUUUCGGGACCACCUCUUGUAGUUGGCCCUACGUCCAAAAGAGCAACCCGGCCAACCAACAGGCUCCCACAAUAUUUGAUCGACGCAGCUAAAGUCGACGAGAAAGAACAAUUUGAUCCGAAGAGACAUAUGAGCUACGAGAUACCUAGCAAGGUCUACACUAUGGAAGAAAUUGGCCUGGCCGGCCAGGGGAUAUCUCCAAUUGCAGUCACGGCACCUUUCCAGCUCUUCACUAAAGAGGCUAUCAUGCAGAUGAGAGCUGAAAUCUUCAGCGAUCCGGUCCUGAGGGACUGUCAGUACAUGUCUGACUUUGUGAAAAACACCAUCCGAGGGAUGGGCCCUGCACGAGCUCCGUUUACCUGUGACGCAUGGCGCUCCCCCGAAGUUCUUUCCGCAAUUUCGGAAGUGGCUGGGAUCGAUCUAAUUCCUGCCAUGGACUGUGAGAUUGCAGCGAUUAAUAUUUCAAUCAACGAUCAGGCGGUGGGUAUUGUAAAAAGUGAUGACAGUUUGCCUGCAUUUGCAUGGCAUCGUGAUAGUUACCCAUUUGUCUGCGUGACAAUACUCUCCGAUUGCACCGGUAUGACUGGUGGAGAGACUGCGCUGAAGACUGCAUCUGGGGACAUCAUGAAAGUGAGGGGACCUGCCAUGGGCACUGCUGUGGUUAUGCAAGGCAGAUACAUCGAGCAUCAAGCACUGAAGGCGUUCGGGGGCCGCGAACGUAUUAGCAUGGUCACCUCGUUUCGAGCCAAGUCACCGCAUAUCAGAGACGAGACCGUUCUCACUGGCGUCCGGCCUAUCUGCAACUUAUCCGAGCUUUAUACCCAGUACACUGAGUACAGACUUGAAAUCCUGGAGGAGAGAAUCCGGAUCAAGCUGCAACAGGAACGGCAACGGGAAAAGGCAAAUCGAACCUUCGAAAUUGUGGAAAUGCGGAACUUUUUGACUGAGCAAGUUCAAUUUUUGGAGGCGAUGACCAAAGAGUUAAUUGAAUAG
Molecule: messenger RNA, 1017 nt
Organism: Penicillium digitatum Pd1
Lineage: Eukaryota; Fungi; Ascomycota; Eurotiomycetes; Eurotiales; Aspergillaceae
Product: 2OG-Fe(II) oxygenase superfamily domain-containing protein
Source: RefSeq, a predicted model, not a curated record